AUGGAUGCCUCAUCGCGAGGCGACCCGCGUCACCCCGCCUCCUCGGCCUCCCAGACCUUGACCGUGCGGUCAAAGCUGCAGAACCUGGCCGACUGCCUGUCCCAGAGCUUUGAGGCGCCGCUGGAGUCUUGUGAGGACAAAGCGGGGCUGCACACAUUCCUGGUGUACAACCACAGGAGGAAGGUCACCUCCUCCGCCAAGCGCAAGCUCAAGCCGGGGUCCACCCGGCUGCACCAGACCCCCGACGGAUCCUUCUACGACCUGCAGCGCAACGCAGCAGACCUGCUGGCCAACCACUGCGGCUGGGCCGUGGGCAGCGUGGUGGAGUACCUGGAGCGCGGCCCCGGCUUUGUAUUCCUGGCGCACCCCGCGCUGGGCCCGCUGUGGCAGGUGGUGGGCCAGAAGCUGCGCGGGGGCAGCCUGGCGCCCCGCGCGGAGCUGCAGCUGGAGGUGGCGGAGGCGUGCCUGCGAGAUGUGCAUGUGUGCGGCAGCCUGCGCGUGAUGGCGGAUGCGGUGCUGGGACACUCUGAGAUGCGGCCCGUGGAGCCUGCAAGCGGCGGUGGCUCCAGCGGCGGCGGGCAGGGCGGCGUGGGCAGCCACCGCACCACGCUGCUGGACAGCCUGCUGCGCUCCGCAGAGCCCGCCAACGGCAGCGGCAGCGGCAGCAGCAGCAGCCUGGGCAGCUCGCUCCGCCUGGUCGGCGCCUCUGCCGGCAACUCCCAAGGCGGCAACGGCGGCGAGGAGGGCUACAGCCAGCCCUGCACCUUCCCGCCGCCAGGCUGCGACCCGGGGGCCCCGCUGGAGCCUCGCCUCGUGUACAGCGAGCGGUGCGGCCGCCUGCGCCUGCACAACGUGCGGGUGGAGAAUGCGGGGGUGGACUGGGAGCACCCGGGCAACGUGUGGUGGAGGCACAGCCUGGCCCGCACCGAGAGCUGCCAGAUACUGCUGCACGGCGCCAGCGGUGACCGGGGCAGGGUGGGGCGCCAGCUGACCGCUGCCGGCGAGUUUGAGGCUCGCGACGUCACGCUGGCCGGCAACCUGGUGUUUGAGGUGCCAGACGGACACCGCAUGCUGGUGACGGCUGGGCCCGACGGCGAACUGCGCAGGGAGGUGCGGCCGCUGGAGCGGCCCAGCUGGCGGUGGCGGUACCGCCUGGGCGCCGAGGGCCAGGUGCAGCUGGACCUGCUGGAAAGUGGCACAGACGGCAGCAGCAGCAGCCCAGGCGCCGCCGCCGCCGCCUCGUGA
This is a messenger RNA of Chlorella variabilis, 1245 nucleotides long. RefSeq lists its product as hypothetical. The record is from RefSeq and is a predicted model, not a curated record. The coding region runs from base 1 to 1245 and encodes 414 amino acids. The transcript is spliced from 5 exons. Lineage: Eukaryota; Viridiplantae; Chlorophyta; Trebouxiophyceae; Chlorellales; Chlorellaceae.